Messenger RNA from Trichosporon asahii var. asahii CBS 2479, 1842 nucleotides. RefSeq lists its product as uncharacterized. NCBI's taxonomy places the organism in Eukaryota, Fungi, Basidiomycota, Tremellomycetes, Trichosporonales, Trichosporonaceae. The transcript has 2 exons. The record is from RefSeq and is a predicted model, not a curated record. Gene Ontology annotation, molecular function: NADP binding; flavin adenine dinucleotide binding; N,N-dimethylaniline monooxygenase activity. Bases 1 to 1842 code for a protein of 613 amino acids.
AUGGUGACCGAACUCCCUACCCUCCCGACGCACGCAACGAACGCACCUCCGCCCGACGUCGAUGCAGAGGCCGUUGCUUCGACCUUUAUCUCGCAGCUUUCUUCUGCGGCCGAGGCAGCCCAGGCCGGGGACGGCACAAAGCUGCAAGCGCUUCUUGCCUCGCCGGGCUACUGGCGUGAUGUGCUCGCCUUCUCGCGCGACUUCCGCACCUUCCAGGGCGGCGAGGUCGGCCAGGCAGCUGCCGACACCUUCCCGAAAGCACAACCUCACAACUUCCAGAUCAAGGCUCCCGCGCCGCUGCUCGAAUCACCCUUCCCCGACGUCAGCUGGGUGCGCAUGCACUUUGGCUUCGACACCACCGUCGGUCCUUGCUCUGGCAUUGCGCGCCUGGUAUACGAGCGCGGAGAGUGGAAAGCGUACACUCUCUACACACUUCUCGAGGAAGUUGCCGGCCACCCGCAGCAGGUCGGGCGCAACCGUCCCCGCGGACAGCAUAACGCCGCCGAGCCGCACGACGAGCGCCGCGCGCGCGAGGCUGAGUUCGCCGACUCUGACCCUGAUGUCCUCGUCGUAGGUGCGGGACACAAUGGUUUGGCGUGUGCGGCCGUGCUGCGCUCGUUUGGCGUGAACGCACUGGUGGUGGACCGCUUCUCCCGCGUCGGCGACAACUGGCGCAAACGCUAUGCGUCGCUGUCGCUGCACGACCCUGUCUGGACCGACCACAUGCCCCUCAUGCCGUACCCGCCCAACUGGCCCGUGUGGAUGCAGGCAGGCAAGCUUGCAAACUGGCUCGAGGCAUACGCCGAGGCACAGGAGUGCAACGUCUGGCUUGAGUCUACCGUCGAUCCGUCCCGCACAGUGUGGCUGCCCGAGGAAGGCAAGUGGCAGGUAACCGUGCUGCGCGGACCACAGCGCACCCCUCGCACGAUGAAGGUCGGGCACGUCGUUAUGGCGACGGGGCUCGGGGGCGGCAAGCCCAAGCUGCCGCCCAAAGUCCCCGGCCAGGAUGCCUGGGAAGGCACCAUCGUGCACAGUUCCGCCCACGCAGGAGGUCGACAGUGGGCCAGAAAGCGCGCGCUCGUCGUCGGUGCAUGCACGAGCGGGCACGACAUCAGCGUCGACCUCAGUCACUGUGGCGCCGAUACAACCAUGCUACAGCGCUCGCCCACAUUCAUCAUGACGAUCAAGAACGGACUGCCCCUCCUCGACGGUGGGCUCUUCACGGAGGAGGUGCUCGAGACUCUGUCCAUGGAUAACGCGGACCGCAUUGCCGACUCCCUGCCCAAGCAGGUCGGAAAGCUCUUCCACCAGCGCAUCGUUGACCACCUUGCCGAAGCCGACAAGGAGAUUCUCGACGGCCUGAAGAAGGCAGGCUUCCGCACUUGGAAGGGGCCGGAGGGUACCGGAUGGCUGUUCCUUGCUUAUGAGCGCGCCGGUGGAUACUACUUCACCGCAGGCGAGAACAGCGGCUCUCAGAAGAUCAUCAAGGGCGACAUCAAAGUGCGCCAGGGAGAGAUUGCAUCCUUCGGCCCUGGGAAGAAGGUCGUGUUCAAGGACGGCUCGGAAGAUGAGUACGACCUCGUCGUGUUCGCCACGGGCUACACCGGGAUCCAGGACAGCACACGCGAGGUACUGGGAGACCAGGCUGCCAGUCAAAUGGGAAAAGUAUGGGGUCUCGACAAUGAGCUCGAGGUGAAUGGAGUCGCGCGUCCGGCCGGCAUCCCUCACGUCUUCUUCACGAUCGGUAACUUCAUGAUGUCUCGUUGGUUCUCACGGCGAAUCGCGCUCCAGAUCGUGGCCGAAAGGGAGGGAAAGUGGGGAGAUGUGUACAAGUCUAAGUAG